AUGGAUGCCUACAAUCAAACCACAGUGACUCAUUUUAUCCUCAUAGGGCUUUCUGAUCGCCCAGAGGUGUGCCACCCUCUCUUUGUGGUCUUUAGCAUCAUCUAUCAGGUCACUGUGGGGGGAAAUGGAGGUAUUCUCUUGGCCAUUGGAACUGAGAAAAAACUGCAUACACCCAUGUAUUACUUUUUGGCAAAUUUGUCCCUCUUAGACAUCUUCUGCCCAUCAGUUACUGUCCCCAACAUGCUGGAGAAACUCUUGACUGAGAAGCACAGUAUUUCCUUCACUGGAUGUGCUUUGCAACUUUAUUUUCUGGUGGGCCUUGUGGGGACUGAAGUCUUCCUUCUCUCUGUCAUGGCUUAUGACAGGUAUGUGGCCAUCUGUUUCCCUCUUCUUUACACCCUCAUCAUUACCAAGGUUCGCUGUGUUCAACUAACUGCUGGGACCUGGACAGCAGGAUUUCUCAAUUCCCUCCUUCAUACAGUAUCUAUGUUCCACCUUUCUUUCUGCAAGUCCAACCAAGUUAACCAGUACUACUGUGACAUCCCACCAGUGCUGGUCCUCUCAUGCUCAUCCACUUAUGUGGCAGAAAUGCUUAUUUUAGUGGAAGGAGGUAUCUUGGGGAUCAGCUCCUUUUUGGUUACUUUUAUCUCAUACUUCUACAUUGUAUCUACAUUCCUAAGGAUUCAGUCCACAGGUGGGAAGCAUAAAGCCUUUUCCACAUGUCCUUCCCACCUUCUGGUGGUUUGUUUAUUUGGUGGCACGACAGUAUUUACCUAUGUAUGCCCCUAUUCCAGUCAACACUUCCCAGCAAGAGACAGACUCAUCUCCAUGUUAUAUGGAAUUAUUACUCCAAUGUUAAACCCCAUGAUCUACAGCUUGAGAAAUACAGAAGUGAAAGGAGCACUCAGAAGGGUCUUAUGUCAUAGAGUAUAUUCACUGCAAGUAUAA
Budorcas taxicolor (takin) is the source of this 948-nucleotide messenger RNA. Its product is annotated as olfactory receptor 5V1-like. Gene Ontology annotation, biological process: G protein-coupled receptor signaling pathway; sensory perception of smell. Gene Ontology annotation, molecular function: odorant binding; olfactory receptor activity; G protein-coupled receptor activity. Gene Ontology annotation, cellular component: membrane. Lineage: Eukaryota; Metazoa; Chordata; Mammalia; Artiodactyla; Bovidae. The record is from RefSeq and is a predicted model, not a curated record.